Molecule: messenger RNA, 480 nt
Organism: Didymodactylos carnosus
Lineage: Eukaryota; Metazoa; Rotifera; Eurotatoria; Philodinida; Philodinidae
Source: the annotation of a GenBank genome assembly
AUGGAAAGAGCUCUGUUUGACAAUGAUGCAUAUGGUGCAAUUUCAUUUAUUUUAACAAUUGUUUUUGUCUGUAUAGCAGCUGUACUCUUGAUAAAUGUAUUAGUUGCGUUAUUCAAAAUUGAAAAGUUAGACAAAGAUAAACAAGCUGAUGAGGCAUGGGCUUAUCAUCGUUUUUUAUUAUAUGAAGAAUAUUCACGAAUAUCAAUACUGCCACCACCGUUUAGUGUUAUUCAAUAUUUAGGUGAAUUAAUUUUGACAAUUAUGAAAGUAUGCAAACCUCGAUCAUUAUGUGGAAUUAUGAUUACACCUAUAGCUAAUAUCACAGAAAUGGUGCCUGGUUUAGCAACACUUUCAUUUUUUGGCCUACAAACACAAAUUAUUGAUAAAGAAUCGCGUAAUCUAUUACAACCACCAUGUAAAGGCGAGCUUUGCAUUAAAGGUUCAUGGCCUGGACAAGCGCGUACAAUUUACAAUGAUUAA